This is a messenger RNA of Cyclopterus lumpus (lumpfish), 2844 nucleotides long. RefSeq names its product sema domain, immunoglobulin domain (Ig), short basic domain, secreted, (semaphorin) 3D (gene sema3d). Bases 163 to 2601 code for a protein of 812 amino acids. Gene Ontology annotation, molecular function: semaphorin receptor binding; chemorepellent activity. The transcript is spliced from 18 exons. NCBI's taxonomy places the organism in Eukaryota, Metazoa, Chordata, Actinopteri, Perciformes, Cyclopteridae. The record is from RefSeq and is a predicted model, not a curated record. Gene Ontology annotation, biological process: negative regulation of axon extension involved in axon guidance; positive regulation of cell migration; neural crest cell migration.
GUGUGUAUACUUUUGGUUACUUUUCACUGUGAGUCAGGCAAUUAAGGCGAGUGACGCUGCGGUCCACUGCGUGGGCAUGUGUUGCAUGUGAGACACGGAUUUCACUGCGCAGGGUUGCCGAAAAGGACGGAGUGAAAGCGGAACAAGAGCACUCAACACACCAUGAAGAAAGGGGACUCUGGUAAUCAGAGUCUGGAUGAAGUUGGGGCUCUGCAGUGCAUGCCUGGCAGUAAUUAUGGCAGCAAAGGGAAGAGGAUUAAGGUACUAUCCCAUCCAGUGGUCCCAUUGGUGGGAUUGAUGUUUUUGGCCAGCCUCCCUUUUGGAGCAAGCAUCAAACAAACUGUCCCCAGGGUCAAACUCAGCCAACGAGAACUGCUGCAAGCCGGCAGUGUAUCCCUGUUUAUGGGACCCUCUGAUGGCCUGCACUCCCACUCGCUGCUGCUGGACGAGGAGAGAGGUCGUCUUUUGUUGGGAGCCAGGGAUCACAUCUACCUGCUAGACCCAGACAAUCUGGCCAGAGCCCCGAGAACGAUUCACUGGCCUGCUUCCAGAGACAGAGUCGAAAUGUGCAAACUGGCAGGCAAAGAUGCAAAUUUGGAGUGUGCUAACUUUGUAAGGGUCCUCCACAACUACAACCGGACACAUUUCUAUGCCUGUGGGACAGGAUCCUUCCACCCCAACUGUGCUUUCAUUGAAGUCACUGGCCACAGAGAGGAUGGUGUGUUCCAACUGCUGUCCAGUACAGUAGAGUCUGGCAGAUUGAAAUGUCCUUUUGAUCCCAUGCAGCCAUUCACCUCAGUCCUCACAGAUCAGUACCUUUAUGCGGGCACAUCGUCAGACUUCCUGGGCAAAGACACAACGUUCACACGCUCCCUCGGCCCUCCACCCGACCAGCACUACAUACGCACAGACAUGUCUGAAGAAUACUGGAUCAAUGAGGCCCGGUUUAUAUCUGCUCAUCCUAUUGCAGACACCUACAAUCCAGAUGAUGACAAGAUAUACUUCUUCUUCCGCGAGGUGUCGUGGGAAGGAAACAACAAGAGCAUCCUGUCCCGAGUGGCUCGUGUGUGUCAGAAUGAUGAGGGUGGGCUAAGGAGUCUGACCAAUAAAUGGACCACCUUCCUCAAAAGCCGACUUGUGUGUUCGAUCCCCGGACCAGACGGAGUGGACACACACUUUGAUGAGCUCCAGGACAUAUUUCUGCUCCCGACCAGAGAUGACAAAAACCCCAAAGUGUAUGCAGUCUUCACCACCUCCAGCUCCAUUUUCCGGGGCUCAGCAGUGUGCGUGUACAGCAUGGCGGACAUUAGGGCUGUGUUUAAUGGCCCUUAUGCACACAAGGAGGGGCCCGACCACCGAUGGGUAGAAUAUGAGGGGAGGAUACCGUACCCCCGUCCUGGAACGUGUCCCAGCAAGACUUAUGAUCCAAGGAUCAAGACCACCAAAGACUUUCCAGAUGAGGUGGUCAGCUUUGUUCGAUUCCACCCUCUCAUGUAUCGCUCUGUCUACCCUCUGACUGGCCGGCCCGUGUUCACACGCGUCCGAGUGGACUACACGCUGACUCAGAUUGUGGUGGACAGAGUUUUGGCGGAGGAUGGACAAUAUGAAGUCAUGUUUCUGGGAACAGACGUCGGCUCAAUUCUGAAGGUGGUGAGCAUCACCCAGGACAAUUGGUCAACAGAGGAGGUGGUUCUUGAAGAACUUCAAGUUUUCCAGGUUCCCACUCCCAUCCUCAGUAUGGAGAUGUCUUCUAAACAGCAACAGCUCUACGUGGUUUCGAGUGAAGGGCUAGCCCAGGUUUCACUUAGUAGAUGUCAACUGUAUGGCCAAGCCUGUGCUGAAUGCUGCCUGGCACGAGACCCCUACUGCGCCUGGGAUGGACACACAUGCUCACAAUACAUCCCAGCAUCCAAGAGGCGAGCCAGAAGACAGGACAUCAAGCAUGGGGACCCUGCCAGUCAAUGCUGGGACACGGAGGACAUCGUGUUUUCUUUAGGUCUUGUUGGAGGACGGGUGGAGGAGAGGGUCCUCUAUGGGGUGCAGAGCAACUCCACCUUCCUCGAGUGUAUCCCCAAAUCCCAACAGGCUCAGAUCCGGUGGUACAUUCAGAGACUUGGAUCCGAACGCAGGGAGGAGGUCCGGCUGGAUGAUCGUGUCAUGCACACAGAUCGAGGUCUCCUGAUUCGCUCCCUCCAAACCUCUGACGCUGGUGUGUAUAUCUGUGUUGCUCAAGAGCACACACACUUCACCCACACUCUCCUCCGUCUCAAGCUGCAACUUGUGACACAUGGACAAUUGGAUGGGAAGCCCAAGCCCAGUAAAGACCCCGAGGUGGAGCCUCGGCACAACGUGGAGUCCCGCCAUCGUUAUAAAGACUACCUGAGAGUGAUGAGCGCUCCCUUCGUCUCGCUGGAGGAGUACUGUGAUUCACUGUGGCUGGAGAAGAGGCCGACAAGGGCGCGAGGACGAGGCUUAGGAGCUGGCAAAUGGAAACAUAUCCAGGAAAUGAAGAAGAGCCGGAACAGGAGACAACACAGAGAGAGGGAGAAAGAGUGGGAAAAACAGGAGCGAGGGAGGGUGGUGAGGACAGCAAAGCAGUGAAAAACAUGUGGUGGAAAAAACAUGAAGGGUUAGUCAGCUCUCUAUAUUCACCGGUUGGAUGAAGAAGCAGAACUGCAAAAUUUCAAUGACAGAUCAAUCCAUGAGCAAUGUAACUCUGAAAUAAACAGUUCAAGAGUUCAACAGUUUAAGUAGUAUUAUGUUGUAAAUACAUCAUUUAAUUAAUCUGCCAGCAUCUGUGCUGUUUGCAGAUAACAUGCUUUUAAAUAAACAUGCAAGACUGAA